Ornithorhynchus anatinus (platypus) is the source of this 1970-nucleotide messenger RNA. It is a transcript of the gene ARL11, whose product is annotated as ADP ribosylation factor like GTPase 11. The coding region runs from base 875 to 1426 and encodes 183 amino acids. Gene Ontology annotation, biological process: intracellular protein transport; vesicle-mediated transport. The record is from RefSeq and is a predicted model, not a curated record. Lineage: Eukaryota; Metazoa; Chordata; Mammalia; Monotremata; Ornithorhynchidae. Gene Ontology annotation, molecular function: GTPase activity; GTP binding. Gene Ontology annotation, cellular component: cytoplasm. The transcript is spliced from 5 exons.
CCUCAGGGCGGGCGUCUCCCACCGGGCCCAAACCGCCCGCAGCCUUUCCCGCCCUCUGCUGCCACAGUGGCGGCAGUGAGCGGGCCCUGCCGAGCAUUAGGAUGAAAAGAAUCGCGCCACUUCAAUCAAUCAGUCGCAUUUACUGAGGGCUUAAUGGGGGCAGGGCACUGUACUCGAAACGCCUUAGUAGGUUAAAGAAAAGACAUUGAAAAGAACAAGUGCACGCCAUCCUCUGGAAGAAACAGAGCAUACAGAUUGGUGCAGAAAGACAGGAAAUAGAAGCUCAUCAAAACUGCUUGAUGGCUGCAGAAACUCAACCAGAGCCCAAUCCAUCCAGGACUGCUUUUCUAAGGAAUAGGGAAGCAGCAGCAGAAGCGCAGAUGACCACACUUCCGGGAGAUCUUCCUAUUGACAGUUACCAGCAGUGAGAGGAGUCAGGACUAGAAGCUGCCCGUUGCUGUUGAAUUAUCCAGAGCAACUGAAAAGCGGCUUUUGCCUCCUUGUUAACGGAAGUUAGAAGUCACCGAAUGGCAAAAGAAGAAGCUAUGAGCUGGGUGUUUCGGUUAGGAUGGCCAGCGACCUCUUCCCUCAUCGCAGUAGCUCUAAGGGACCCCAAAACAGGGACAUUGGCUUUUCUUCUGUAAUGCUCCCUGCUGGUGGAGGCCCAGCCAGACCCUCUCCCCUUCACUUCCUGCUUCACUUCCCAGCCGAUCCAGCCAGGUUGUUCUCUGAGGUCUCAGCUCCGUUCCCUGUCGUCCUGGAGGAAAAUGCUGCUUCUGUCCUUGGCUCUUAAGCUAUUACAUUCAGUGGCUAUGCAAAUGGCUUCCUUCUGGAGGCUGAUAUUCCACUGACGAGGACCAAGGCCACUGCCCCCAUGGGCGCCGCCCAAUCCAAAGCUCGAUGGAAGGAGGGGGCCCGGGUGGUGAUGAUGGGUCUUGACUCAGCAGGGAAGUCCACCCUCCUGUACAAACUGAAGAGCAACCAGCUGGUGAAGACCUCACCCACCGUGGGCUUCAAUGUGGAGGCCCUGGAGAUACCCGGGCAGCUGUCCCUGACCCUGUGGGACGUCGGCGGUCAGGACCAGCUGCGCUGCCGCUGGAAGGACUAUCUGGAGGGCACCGACUCCCUCCUCUACGUGCUGGACAGCACAGACCCAGACCGGCUGUCCGAUGCUGUGGCUGAACUGGAGAAAGUCCUGGAUGAUGCCAAUAUGGUGGGGGUCCCUUUCUUAGUCCUGGCCAACAAGCAGGAGGUGCCGGGGGCUCUGUCACUCCUGGAGAUCAACGACAGGCUACACCUGGAGCAGUUCAACAACCACAACUGGGAGCUGAGGGGCUGCAGUGCCCUCACAGGCGAGGGGUUGGCAGAGGCUUGGCAGGCCCUGGUCAGACUGCUCAAGUCCUCCAGUCGCAGGCUCCCAUCGUGAGGAGCCAAAUCGAAGGGGCAGUAACACAUGGCAUUGCUUUGUCUCUGUCGCUUAUAGACAGACCAUCUUGUUGGUGAAAUCUGAAGUUGCGGGGCGGGUGACGAGGGGGCAAUUUUUUCAUAUCCUCUCUAUUGCAGCAGACUUAUAAGCUUGGACCCUGAAACCCACUCAGUUUUGCCCAGAUGUACAAGAAUUUGGGGGAACUGGAAAGGCAGUGAAAGAGAAAUAGGAAAUAGAGUGGUGCUCCGUAAGGCAGGAAGGGGCUGGAGCAGAAGGGAACGUGGACAGUGGAGACUCAGGGGGGAAAACACUUCACUGCGCCCUGUGAGUGGGGUAGAGGGAACUGGAUAUCAGUUGAGAGGGAAAAAGCGUGGCUCUGCUAAAGACUGGGAAAACCUUCCAUUGGUACUAACUUUCUAUCCCCAUGUUGGUUCAGCUCAAUUAACAGUCAAGAAAUUCUUCUGUUCCUGGAUGUUAUCCUUUCUCCUCCCAAGAUUUCCCCAACCUAUUAAAAAUCAACUCUUUGGUGAAUUUUUUUAAAAAA